Helicoverpa armigera (cotton bollworm) is the source of this 1078-nucleotide messenger RNA. RefSeq lists its product as uncharacterized. The record is from RefSeq and is a predicted model, not a curated record. The transcript has a single exon. NCBI's taxonomy places the organism in Eukaryota, Metazoa, Arthropoda, Insecta, Lepidoptera, Noctuidae. The coding region runs from base 82 to 855 and encodes 257 amino acids. Gene Ontology annotation, molecular function: oxidoreductase activity.
GUAAAUUCACUAUCUUCACCUCAUUGCACCGAUUUCUCUUGUAGACUGUUUGGCUAUAUCUAUUACUUGAUCGAUAUUAUAAUGAGUUUCCGCAAGAAGGUCGUUAUAGUAACCGGAGCCAGUUCAGGCAUAGGUGCUGCUACAGCUAUUAAAUUCGCUGAACAAGGAGCCAACGUUGUACUCGCAGCCAGAAAUCAGGCCAAGCUAAAGGAAGUUGCUGACAAAUGUGAAGGCUAUGGUGGCGCACACUGUAUGGUCAUCGCUGACGUCACAAAAAAUGAAGACAUUAAGAAAAUUGUAGCAACUACCGUCGAACGGUUUGGAAAAAUCGAUGUUUUGGUCAAUAAUGCCGGAGUAGGCGGGGCGGCGGCUAUCUGGGAUACGAAUGCAAUGGAAGUGUACGACAAAAUUAUGGCGACUAAUCUUCGCUCCGUGGUCUACUUAACCAACCUCGCUGCUCCUCACUUGAUCAAAACUAAAGGUAACAUUGUGAACAUAUCUAGUGUUGCCGCGGUUGAUGUUAUCUUACCAGAACAAUUCGCUUAUUGUACGUCGAAGGCUGGAUUGGAUCAUUUCACCAGGUCCGUGGCACUCGACUUCGCAGCAAAAGGUGUGAGGGUCAACUCCGUUAACCCUGGUCCAGUGCAAACCAAUUUCGUUGAUAAUAUGGGUGUUAAUAAAGCUGAUGUAGACGACUUCUGGAAAAAGUUGGAGUCUAAGACACCCCUUGGCAGAAUUUCGGUUCCUGCAGAAAUUGCUGACUUGGUAUUGUUCUUAGCUAGCGAUAAAGCUGUAGCUAUAACGGGAUCGUCGUUCAUUACUGAUAAUGGGAUAUUGUUGAAGAGAGGUGAAUAAUGUUAAUAUGCACCUAUCAAAUGUACCUUUUUUUGCUUGGUCAUCUAUUUAUGCACCUCUAUAUCUUCUCCAUGGUUAUCUAUUUAUUAUAAACAGCAUUUAUGCUUGAGUAUUUUAGGUGGUUUCGCCUUUCAUUCUUUUUGUUCGUAUUAUGUUUCUUUUCCUUUGCUGCUAUCUUUUGUGCGUCUUUUUUGUGUAAAUAAAUAGAUUUUCUUAUUCUUCA